Vicugna pacos (alpaca) is the source of this 9548-nucleotide messenger RNA. The record is from RefSeq and is a predicted model, not a curated record. Lineage: Eukaryota; Metazoa; Chordata; Mammalia; Artiodactyla; Camelidae.
GCAGCGGUCGCUCAGGCCCGGCUCUCGGUUAUAAGAUGGCGGCGCUGAGCGGCGGUGGCGGCGCGGAGCAGGGCCAGGCUCUGUUCAACGGGGACAUGGAGCCCGAGGCCGGCGCUGCGGCCUCUUCGGCUGCGGACCCUGCCAUUCCCGAGGAGGUGUGGAAUAUCAAACAAAUGAUUAAGUUGACACAGGAACAUAUAGAGGCCCUAUUGGACAAAUUUGGUGGGGAGCAUAAUCCACCAUCAAUAUAUCUGGAGGCCUAUGAAGAAUACACCAGCAAGCUAGAUGCCCUCCAACAAAGAGAACAACAGUUAUUGGAAUCCCUGGGGAAUGGAACUGAUUUUUCUGUUUCUAGCUCUGCAUCAACGGACACCGUUACAUCUUCUUCCUCUUCUAGCCUUUCAGUGCUGCCUUCAUCUCUUUCAGUUUUUCAAAACCCCACAGAUGUGUCACGGAGCAACCCCAAGUCACCACAAAAACCUAUCGUUAGAGUCUUCCUGCCCAAUAAACAGAGGACAGUGGUACCUGCAAGGUGUGGAGUUACAGUUCGGGACAGUCUAAAGAAAGCACUGAUGAUGAGAGGUCUAAUCCCAGAGUGCUGUGCUGUUUACAGAAUUCAGGAUGGAGAGAAGAAACCAAUUGGCUGGGAUACUGAUAUUUCCUGGCUUACCGGAGAGGAAUUGCAUGUAGAAGUGUUGGAGAAUGUUCCACUUACAACACACAACUUUGUACGGAAAACUUUUUUCACCUUAGCAUUUUGUGACUUCUGUCGAAAGCUGCUUUUCCAGGGGUUCCGCUGUCAAACAUGUGGUUAUAAAUUUCACCAGCGUUGUAGUACAGAGGUUCCACUGAUGUGUGUUAAUUAUGACCAACUUGAUUUGCUGUUUGUCUCCAAGUUCUUUGAACACCACCCAAUACCACAGGAGGAGGCCUCCUUAGCAGAGACUGCUCUUACGUCUGGGUCAUCCUCGUCUGCACCCACCUCCGAUUCUAUUGGGCCCCCAAUUCUCACCAGUCCGUCUCCUUCAAAAUCCAUUCCAAUUCCACAGCCUUUCCGACCAGCAGAUGAAGAUCAUCGAAAUCAGUUUGGGCAACGAGACCGGUCCUCGUCUGCUCCAAAUGUGCAUAUAAACACAAUAGAACCCGUCAAUAUUGAUGACUUGAUUAGAGACCAAGGGUUUCGUAGUGAUGGAGCCCCUUUGAACCAGCUGAUGCGCUGUCUUCGGAAAUACCAAUCCCGGACUCCCAGUCCCCUCCUACAUUCUGUCCCCAGUGAAAUAGUGUUUGAUUUUGAGCCUGGCCCAGUGUUCAGAGGAUCUACCACAGGUUUGUCUGCCACACCCCCUGCCUCAUUACCUGGCUCACUCACUAAUGUGAAAGCAUUACAGAAAUCUCCAGGACCUCAGCGAGAAAGGAAAUCAUCUUCAUCCUCAGAAGACAGAAAUCGAAUGAAAACACUUGGUAGACGGGAUUCAAGUGACGAUUGGGAGAUUCCUGAUGGGCAGAUCACGGUGGGACAAAGAAUUGGAUCCGGGUCAUUUGGGACAGUCUACAAGGGAAAGUGGCAUGGUGAUGUGGCAGUGAAAAUGUUGAAUGUGACAGCACCCACACCUCAGCAGUUACAGGCCUUCAAAAAUGAAGUAGGAGUACUCAGGAAAACUCGACAUGUGAAUAUCCUACUCUUCAUGGGUUAUUCAACAAAGCCACAACUGGCUAUUGUUACCCAGUGGUGUGAGGGCUCCAGCUUAUAUCAUCAUCUCCACAUCAUUGAGACCAAAUUCGAGAUGAUCAAACUUAUAGAUAUUGCACGGCAGACUGCACAGGGCAUGGAUUACUUACACGCCAAGUCAAUCAUCCACAGAGACCUCAAGAGUAAUAAUAUUUUUCUUCAUGAAGACCUCACAGUAAAAAUAGGUGACUUUGGUCUAGCCACAGUGAAAUCUCGAUGGAGUGGGUCCCAUCAGUUUGAACAAUUGUCUGGAUCCAUUUUGUGGAUGGCACCAGAAGUAAUCAGAAUGCAAGAUAAAAACCCAUAUAGCUUUCAAUCAGAUGUGUAUGCAUUUGGGAUUGUUCUGUAUGAAUUGAUGACUGGACAGUUACCUUAUUCAAACAUCAACAACAGAGACCAGAUAAUUUUUAUGGUGGGACGAGGAUAUCUGUCUCCAGAUCUCAGUAAGGUACGGAGUAACUGUCCAAAAGCCAUGAAGAGAUUAAUGGCAGAGUGCCUAAAAAAGAAAAGAGAUGAGAGACCACUCUUUCCCCAAAUUCUCGCCUCUAUUGAGCUGCUGGCCCGCUCAUUGCCAAAAAUUCACCGCAGUGCAUCAGAACCCUCCUUGAAUCGGGCUGGCUUCCAGACAGAGGAUUUUAGUCUGUAUGCUUGUGCUUCUCCAAAAACACCCAUCCAAGCAGGGGGAUAUGGAGAAUUUGCAGCCUUCAAGUAGCCACACCAUCAUGAGAGCAUCUACUCUUAUUUCUUAAGUCUUGUGUUCGUACAAUUUGUUAACAUCAAAACACAGUUCUGUUCCUCAAAUCUUUUUAAAGAUACAAAAUUUUCAAUGCAUAAGCUGGUGUGGAACAGAAUGGAAUUUCCCAUCCAACAAAAGAGGGAAGAAUGUUUUAGGAACCAGAAUUCUCUGCUGCCAGUGUUUCUUCAACACAAAUACCACGUGCAUACAAGUCUGCCCAUUCCCAGGAAGAAAGAGGAGAGACCCUGAGUUCUGACCUUUUGAUGGUCAGGCAUGAUGGAACGAAACUGCUGCUACAGCUUGGGAGAUUUGCUCUGGAAAGUCUGCCAGUCAACUUUGCCCUUCUAACCACCAGAUCAAUGUGUGGCUGGUCAUCUGAUGGGGCAGUUGCGAUCACCAAGCCUCGUUCUCUUUCCUGUCCUGGGAUUUCGUUUUGGAGCUCUUUCCCCAGCCGUCACUGGUUAAUUUCUGAGGGAUGGAACAAGAAUGCAGCAUGCCCUUCCUGUGUGGUGCAUGUUCAGUCCUUGACAAAUUUUUAUCAAAAUGAAGCUAUUUUAUUUAAAUGGCAGGUGAGAGGGGAGGAGGUAGGUUUUGAUGUAGAGCAAAAGGGAAUGCUGCAUCUUUUUCCUGACCUGCUGGGUCUCCGGCCUUUGUUUCCUUGCUCACCGUGGGUCUGCCUGGCGGGCAGGCUGGAAGUGCUGGCGCACAUUGCCUUCUUUUCCCAUUGGGUCCAGCAACAAAGACAAGUGUUUGGGGAUUUUUUUUUUCCUCUGCAAUGUAGCAAGUUCUCAGGAAAAUACAAUUGAUAUCUUCCUCUUAAGCUCUUCCAGUCACCAAGUACCUAUGUGGCUACUUUGUCCAGGGCACAAAAUGCCAUGGCAGUACCUAAUUAAAAGCCUACAAAACUGCUUGAUAACAGUUUUGAAUGUGAGACGUUUAUGUAAUUUAAAUGUAAGGUACAAGUUUUAAUUUCUGAGUUUAUUAUAUUUUUAUUAAAAAGAAAAUAAUUUUCACAUUUAAUUGAAUUGGAAUAAAAUAAUACUUCCCACUAGAAUUAUAUAUCCUGGAAAAUUGUAUUUUUGUUAUAUAAACAGCUUUUAAAGAAAGAUCAAUAUCCUUUUCUCUACCUAAAUACAUGGGAGUCUUAGCAUAAUGACAAAUAUUUAUAAUUUUGAAAUUAAUGGUACUUGCUGGAUCCACACUAACAUCUUUACUAAUAUCUCAUUGUUUCUUCCAACUUACUCCUACACUACAUCCUCCAUCCUCUUUCUAGUCUUUUAUCUAGAAUAUGCAACCUAAAAUAAAAAUGGUGGUGUCUUCAUUCAUUCUCCUUCCUUUUUUCCCAAGCCUGGUCUUCAAAAGGUUGGGUAAAUUUGGCAGCUUAGUUCCCCAGGCAGAGAAUAGAGAGCAAUUUUAGGUGUGUUGGGACUGAGGGAGGAUGUGUAAAGCAGAACAUCAGUUGUUUUUAUAGAAAGAACUGCUGUGGCAUUAAGAACCUCAUUCUUUAUCUUUGCAUAAAUGGAGAAUAUAACCUAGUCAUAACUUCCCUUGGCCUUUGCUAAAGCGUGGUAGUAGCAAAGAAAGUGACUCUGGAUGUAUUAAGGGCAAAUACCUCCCUUAUCAUGAAUCUAGAAUCUCUUAUCAAGAUUUAGGAAUGUAAAUCAAAUCAAAUGUACCUAGCCUGACCAAGCUAUGUAGCCAAGGACCUGAAAGAAAUUAGAUAGGACCUAUAAAAUUAAUCAGGGAAUUAGAAAUUAUUUAAAGUUUUCAAAUUGUGACUUGCCCCGCUAUCUCAGCCUACUAAAGCUUACUGCCAUUAGAUACUUGUUGCUAAAAUACUUGUAUUCGGAGGAAGGCCUACUAAAAAUUUCAUGGACUUGUAAAAGAUUGACCCAGUAAAAUGGAAAAUAUUCUGAAGUUAUAAAUGAGUUUGAAAAGCAUUGUGUUCUUAAGUCUUACAUGAGCAGAGCAAUAUCUUACAAAAUUCGAAGUUUGCAAAAAUGGAAAUGAUUUAUGCUGAUUUGAAGAGCAUCUUGUGUGCAUAAUGCUGCCUCUCUUUUAAAAGCGUUGUUUAUUUUUCUUUUUAAAUAUGUCCCCAUAGAUGCUUUUAAACAUGCUUAUGUUACCUCUACCAAGAAUGGAGAGAGCUGGGCUGGAACCAGAGGCGUGUCCUGCCGGAGGCUCUAGUGCAGGACUGCCUCGGCAGUUAUGGGGAAAGCUUAGCAUUGGAAUUUUCAAAACAAAGUUCAAGGUGAUACACUUUUUUCUUCCCUUUCUUUUUAGAAUAGGUUGCUAUCUUAUUUGAAAAGGGGGAAUAGACUUGAUCUCAAGUGAAACUUUGCCCAGAUGCUGGCUCAGGAUAUUCUUGAGAGAUUCUUACAGAGCUCUUAAAAAAUAAAAAUAAAAUUUUAGAAUUUUCCUUUUCUUCUUUUCUCCAUCAACUCCUUUUUUCUCUAGUUUACACAUGACAUGGAAAAGGAAUUUCUUCUGAGUUUUACUUGCUUUAUUUUUGAUGCUUAGACUAUAGAUAGACUUGUUAGGCUCCUAAGAAAAUACAAGGAAGAACUCCUUGUUUGUUGUGCAGAGCACUUUAUGAGUAAUUUGUGUAGAUAGUGUGUGGCUGCUUCACUGAUGAUCUUGUAAGGCUGUAAUUAUCUGUCUUUCCUGUAAGGUGGCUGCAGUGCCUUCUGUAGUGUAUUUUAUUUUGGGUAAGGAGAGGUGGAAAAUUUGAGAGCAACCAUAAAAGAUUGUUUUAAAAUAUGUAGUAUUCCUGAUGGACUUUUUCAUCAUUAAACUAGUCUAGGCUAGGAUCUAAACUUUUGCCACUGAAAUAAUAUUGACAAAAAGUAGUUUAUAAAAGGGAUUUGUGAAUAGAAAAUCCAAUAUAAUCAUUUGUACUUAUGUGCACCUUAAGAGAAGAUUGUGUCUAGAUGUCAAAUUCUGGUUUCUCAACAUCCAGUCCCUGAUUGCAUUUGAGAUCUGGGAGGACAUACUGGGGCAAGCUAGAAGGUAAAAUCCCGUAUAUUUUAGUAUAUAUAUUAUAUUUACGUUGGUGUUGGAGAAGGAAGAGCACUUUGUAGUAAUAAAGAAUUCAAUACUUCAACACUCUCGACCUGAAACUUUGUAAAUAUUUCCUAGCUUCUCGUUUGGUGCAGUCAUAGCUCUCUAUCACACAAUGUUAUCUUUUAUUCAGCAGGCACUGUUGAAACUGCUGCACCCCCUCCUCAGAUCUCACCCCUCCCCACUCACCUCUCCAGCCUUGUGUGAACCUCAUUUAGCUUUAGUUUGAAACACACUGCAGGGUUCAGGUGACCUCUUCAAAAACUACCUCCUCAGAAUGAGGUAAUGAAUAGUUAUUUAUUUGAAAAUAUGGAAAGUCAGGAGCUCUAGAACAUGAAGAUGAUUUAAGAUUUUAACUUUUAUGUGUACUUGUGUUGUGCACUCUCAUUUUGUCCUAAAGGGCAUUAUACAUUUCAGCAGUAAUACUGAAAAAUGUAGCUCAGAGUAUCUGAAUGUUGUUGAAAGUGGUGCCAGAAUCUGUUUAGGGGUACGUUUCAGAAUCUUAACAUUAAGUCAGUUGCAUGGAAUGAAAUAGUUAAUGAUAACACUUCACUAACAGUGAUACAAUUUUAAUUUUCAGUAGGCUUGGCAAGUACAUCUUUAUAAUGAGUUAGCCACAGCUUUGUCACAUACACAGAGACUCCUGUAGACAGACUGCCCAGUUAAGAGGGUAGAAGAUGACCCAUUUUACAAGAUUCUCUCCUUUGUUUAAAUUGGCAUUGUUAGUGCUAGAAUAUCAGCACUUUGAGACUAGUAGAUUCUAACCAUUAGGCUAUUAAAAAACAAACAAAAAAAAUUGCCAGACAUGGAAAGUUUACUGUAAGUAUAAACAGCAAAUGGCUUACAAGUCAUACAUUAAAAUGGUGUGGGUGAGCCUCUAGAAAAAUACCUUGACAAUUUGCCAAAUGAUCUUACUGUGCCUUCAUGAUGCAAUAAAAAAAGCUAAAUUUUUAGCAGAAAUCAGUGAUAUGUGAAGAGAGCAGCCACCCUGGUCUAACUCAGCUGUGUUAAUAUUUUUUAGAGUGCAAUUUAGACUGCAAGGAUAAAUGCACUGAAGAGUUUAUAGCCAAAAUCACAUUUGAAAAAUGAGAAAACACACAGGUAAAUUUUCAGUGAAUAAAAUUAUUUUUUUAAAGCACAUAAUCCCUAGUAUAGUCAGAUAUAUUUAUCACAUAGAGCAACUAGGUUGAAAUCAUAGUUCAAAGACAUUUCUAGAGAAACUUUUUCUACUCCCUUAGGUUCUUCAAAGCAUGGAACUUUUAUACAACAGAAAUGUUUGACAGACAUUCUAAGAAAAUGCUGUAGUUUAUGGUUGAAGUACUGUGUGCUGGGCAGCAGUCAUGUUUUAACUAGUGAGAAGGGGGAAAUUAACAUGUAGGACAGAGUUUGAUACUGUUGGUUUCCAGAGUACUGCUACCAACGUAGACACUGGUGCGUGUGAAAGGUCAGCUUGCCUCCCAGGACUUGUUUGCAGAUUAGCUGUCGUGCUGAUGCUGUUCAAGGUUCUCUGGGGGCCAGGUGCCAUCUCGAGAGGCUCCUCUAUAUGGGGACAUUGGAAGAGGUAAGGACCUGGCCAGUGGGUGUGAAUUGGACAGGCUCCACGGUCUGCUUCUUGUAUCUUGAUUCCUUGCCACCUUCAAAGAAGCUCCAGCGAGUUCUCUAGAUGUUUUACUAAGGUGUGUUACUAAUGCCCGUAGGUUGUUGAGCACCCGAGGAGCGCAGUAGCAUCUCUGCCUGGUUGUAUAUUGGCCAGAGGAGAAUGAAGUGGCCAGUGUACUCAUGUUCCAUGUUGCUAGCUCUGGUACAUUGAAAAUACUGGUAAGAUUUUUGUUUUAUCAGUACACUAGACAGUAAGCUGUGUUUUGUUGUUUCUAGAUAAUCAGUUUUUCACCUCUGUUUGGGAAGAUGUUUAAAUUGAAUUUCAGUCCUAAAUUUUGCCAGUUGUGGUAAUUAACAGUUUCUAUCAGGUAUUUUUAAGGUAGAAGUGGACAGAAGCAUCAGUCCUAGAAUCUUAAGAUAACAGUGGUUUAUUUUAAAACAUUUAAGGGUGGUUAGUCUCCACCUCAAAAAAGUGAUUAGAUCUUAUUUCAACAUCAAUAACUUCAACUGUUAUUUUUUAAUACUUUUUUAACCAUUUGACCCUCCUUUACCCAACUGUUACUUAAAUCAGUUACUAAAUCAGUUUUAUUAAAAUGUUUGAUUUUAUUUAGCUGUUUUGACUAAUUACAAUGAUAAAGCCAGUUGUGCAUGAGGACACAGCCAGUGAGUGUAUCUGGGUUUUGGUGAUGCAUUAAAAAAAAAAAAUUCUGUAGAUUGAAAUACUCUUUGAAAACAAAGAGCCGAAAUAUGUUAUUCAUGUUAGUGUCCAAAAACAAAUUUGUGCAAACCAUCUGCUUCUCCUGGCAGGCUGAGCACAUUGUCCAGCACCCAUGAGCGGCUGGUUCUCAUCACAGUGUCUGUGUGGGAAAUUGGGCAAGAAAUUCACGUAAAAGACACAGCAGAGGAAGGCUUCUGUUACAGAAGUGGGGGUGGGGGUUACGAGUAAGUUGCUUAGUAAAUUGGUUUUGUUUUGAAGGUUAUUAUGUUACAUUUGUGUGUUAAGCCUUUUUUUAAUGCACUUGUGUUUUGGUGGAGUAUGUGUCACAUAGGAGGAAACUUCAGACUAGCAUAAGCAACAAAGCUCACAGACAAGGCACAAAUGUAGACAAAAUGGACCAAAAUGGGGGGGAGGGGUGAGGAGUAAGUCUAGGGGUAGGGAAAAAUUGAUGUGAGGGUGGGAAAUAAACUAUAAUUACCUGAAAUAAAAUGUAAGAGUGCAAUAAGUGUGCUUUUUAUCUAAGCUGUGAACGGGUUUUUAAAAAAUCAUUCCUUCCUAAUACAUUUGCAUAUGUUCCGUAGCUGAUUAAAAACAGCUAUGUAAACAUAUAAUGCCUUUUUAUUCAUAUUACAAACAUAAAUGGCUAACCUUUAUGUCUUAUUUAUCUUCAUGUUAUGUUAGUUUACAUACAGGGGGGUGUAUGUGUGGGUGUGCGCGCGUGCGUGCUGUAACUUUGCCCUCCUUCAUAUGAAAAUGCGUUUGUUGGGUCUUCUGUUUCCUUUGGCCGUGCCAUAGGCUAUGGCCUUCAUGGUGUCGCUUGAUUUGAAGGAGUCUGUCACAGUGAUAUCUCAUUCAUUGGUUGUACACUCUGGCCCUUUCCUUACACAGCAGUUGCUGUUUUUCCUAAAUAGGAGUGUACAAUUCUCAGGAGAUUGAAUUUAACUGUUUGACAUAUGUCCCUUUGAAUUCUAUUUAGCAGUUAUGAUUGCUCUUUGGUUUGGACCAAGAAAAAGGGAAUCAUCCCCUUUUUCACAAAUUUCUUGGUUUGAGGACAAUUCUGUAAGAGAGGAAAGGGAAAUCCUUUGUUUUACCUGCAGUGAGUUGAUGGCCCCUGGUUUACCACUCCAGACCUAAUGGUGAUUCACAUACGCAUUCCUUUCCUUUCUUGCUGCCAAAGGUUUGGGUUUAGUUCACUUCAGUUCUGCUCAAGCAUUGAAAAGGUUGUCAUGGAGUCUGGGGUGUGCCCAGUGAAAAUUGUCCACAGACCUCUCUCUCUACCUGCUUUGCAAAAAUUACAAUGGAGUAACUAUUUUUAAAGCUUAUUUUUCAAUUCAUAAAAAAAGACAUUUAUUUUCAGUCAAAUGGAUGAUGUCUCCCUCUUGUUCCUUAAUCCUGUGUUUGCUUGAAUCUUUCUGUCAGUUCUUCCCCAUACCCACUUCCUGAUACUUUGGUUCUCUUUCCUGCUCAGGUCCCUUCAUUUGUACUUUGGAGUUUUUCUCAUGUAAAUUUGUACAAUGGAAAAUAUUGUUCAGUUUGGGUAGAAAGCAUGGAGAAUUAAAUAAAGAUAGCUGAAAUUCAGAUUGAAGAAAUUUAUUUCUGUGUAAAGUUAUUUAAAAACUCUGUAUUAUAUAAAAGGCAAAAAAAGAUCUAUGUACUUGAUGUGAAUAUGCGAAUACUGCUAAAAUAAAGAUUGACUGCAUGGAGAA